AUCUUAAGAAGUAUCAGAUAUUUUUAGUAUAUUAAGCAUAAAAAUAGAGCGCUUUAAGUAGGCUGCAUUAUGGAAGUGUACUUAGUUUUUUUAACCUGUGUUUUGAAGACGCUUGUCCGCUGCUGGACCGUGUUUUUGCGGUUGAUCGCGAGCUCCGCAGCGCCCCCCUGCAGCUCGAAAACUUUCCCGUCUCGAAGUGAUUUCCUCCCCUGUUUUUACUUCCUGUUUUCUAAGGGAGUCACUUAACUCAUAUCGUUUCUGUUCAUCGGGGUUUCGCUAUGCGUCUCUUCUUCUGCCGGUAGUUUUUUACCGAUCUUUCCGUAGGGAUCUCAUGACGGACUGGGACAUCCGCAUCUAUAUUCUGCUUUAGAUGGAGGUCGGAGGACUGAAGUCAGUCGUUUCUGCGGCUCUAAUGGAUUUUACGUAGACUUGUGUUUUGUUUUAAUGCCUUUUACUGCCUUCCUGCUCAUUUUAUUGCCAUUACUUUAACUCGGUUUCCUCCUCCACGGAGUGUCCAGCCCCUUUAACUCCAGCAACAAUGUAUUAACUCGAUCUGUCGCUCAUCUCUCUUCCGCCGAGCUCCACUCCGAGGACCGCAGCUCGCGACCGCCGCUUUUAAACUUAGACGCUGUUAUCGUGUGUUUAAUCGCCGAACUUCGCGAUGGCCGAGCUGCAGCGGCCGACGCUGUGCUGCUGUCGGAAAGUGCUGUCCGUGGCCGGUAAUAAGUCCUGCGAGGGCGGCCGGAGUCUGGCGCACUGUCGCCUGGUGGACGUCGCGUCGGCGUCCAACUUCCACAGCUUUAAACUCCGACAUUUCCACCUGGACCUCCACCUGAACUUCGCCAUCAAGAGGAUGACGGGAUGGCAGGUUCUGGAGCUCACGCCCGUCCAGCCCGGCGUCCAGUCGCUCAUUCUGGACACGCACCCUUCAUUAUUAAUUCAUUCCGUGGACUGCAAGGUGCCCGGCGCGUCCGGUGCUCCCGACGUGUUUUUGUCGCUCACCUACCGAAUAGAACCAUUCACCGAUUACGGCUCGUCUCUGAACAUCAGCCUCCCGGCCGCGGUGAUCCGGCCGCACCGGGCUUUCCGUGUCACCAUCCGCUACACUUCCACAGACGGCCCUGCGAUUUGGUGGCUGGAUGCCGAGCUGACAUGCGGACAAACGCGUCCGUUGGUCUUCACUCAGGGUCACUCAGUCUGCAACCGCUCAUUUUUUCCCUGUUUUGACACCCCAGCCGUCAAAAGCACCUACUCUGCCACUGUUAGGGUACCAGAGGGUGUCACAGUGUUGAUGAGUGCCUCAAGAAGUGCGUACUCUAAACAGGACAGGGUUUUCCAGUUCUCCAUGGAGUACCCUGUCCCAGCCUACUUGGUUGCUCUGGUGGCAGGAGACCUACAGCAUGCAGACAUUGGGCCCAGGAGUCGUGUGUGGGCAGAGCCAUGCAUCCUGAUGUGUGCGGUCAGUAAACUGGGUGGCAGUGUGGAACGCUGGCUUAAUGUGGCAGAGGGCCUUUUUGGGCCUUAUGUAUGGGGAAGGUACGACAUAGUGUUCCUCCCUCCUUCAUUCCCCAUCGUUGCCAUGGAGAAUCCCUGUCUUACUUUCAUCAUUUCCUCUAUACUGGAGAGUCAAGAGUUUCUGCUGAUCGACGUCAUCCAUGAGAUCGCUCACGGCUGGUUUGGCAAUGCGGUCACCAAUGCUACCUGGGAAGAGAUGUGGCUCAGUGAGGGUCUGGCCACUUAUGCUCAGAGGCGCAUUACCACAGAGGCCUAUGGAGAAGCCUUCACUUGUCUUGAGACUGUGUUCCGUCUAGAUGCUCUUCACAGACAGAUGCGUCUUCUUGGAGACAACAAUCCUGUCAGUAAGCUGCAGGCCAAAUUUGAGCCAGGUAUAAACCCCAGCAGUCUUAUGAAUCUGUUCACCUAUGAGAAAGGCUUCUGCUUUGUAUCUUACCUCUCACAGCUGUGCGGUGAUAUCAAGAGAUUUGAUAGCUUCCUUAAGGCCUACAUUGAGAAGUUCAGAUUCAGCAGCGUGGUCGCUCAGGAUCUGUUGGACUUUUUCCUUGGCUUCUUCCCUGAGCUGAAGGAGAGCUGUGUUGCUCAACGAGAGGGUCUGGAAUUUGAGCGAUGGCUAAAUGGCUGUGGUCCUCCGUUAUGUGAACCAGAUCUCUCGGCGGGUAGAGCUCUCACAGGCCCUGUUCAGCACCUGUGUGAUCUUUGGGGAGUGGAUGCACCUGACCCACAAGUGAUCUCUACAUUUGACCUCUCCUCCUGGAGCACCUUUCAGACCGUCCUCUUCCUGGACCGACUUCUAGACCGCUCACCUCUGCCUCAAGAGGUGAUGAGUUUUUUGUCAAGCUGCUACUCUGCGUUGUUGGACGGCAUGAACGCUGAAGUCCAGAUUCGAUGGCUGCAGAUUGUAGUGCGGAACAGCUUUUAUCCUGACCUGCCCCGAGUUCGCAGCUUCUUGAAUAAACAUACCUCACGGAUGUACACCGUGCCCCUUUACGAGGAUCUGUGCGGAGGGGUGAUGAAGUGUUUUGCUGUGGAGGUAUUUUAUCAAACUCAGGCCCGUUUGCACCCAAAUCUACGCAGGACACUUCAGCAGAUACUGUUCCAGAGCAGCGCCCUCAACACCAGCACAGCUCCUUCUCUAUUCACAUCCCCCCCCUCUGCCCCUUCGUCGCCCACAGACCCCCCUGCCAACGGGACCAUCGCCCUGCGAGACGUCAAUGUGUCCGCUUGAGUUCAAAACUUCUGUGGAGAAGCAGAAGGUUUGAGGUGAAAAGUCAGAUGGGCAGGAACAGGGCAGGAAUUGAACUCCUUGGCUCAGACUGGACCAUAGCAAUGCAUUAUGGGAGGCCAGCGCUGAUGAGUGUACACUCUCACCGACACUGGGAUGUCUGUUUAUAAAGGCAGACACUGAUUUUCAUAAGCUAAACAUAUAAAGCUGCUCAGGGCUGUGGAACAAAGUGGAGGACAAAUUUGCGAUGGUUAUUAUGCCAUCACCUGUGUGUGUGUGUGUGUGUGUGUGUGUGUGCGCGUGCACAUAUGGAUAGGGGUAUGUCAGUAUCAAGGAUACUGGUUGCCAUCUGUUAGCCAUUGCCUUUUUGAGUGUGUGGAUGUGUCUUUAUUUUUGUGGGUGUUUUGCAUAUGUUCCUCCUGCCUAUGCACAUCAUCUCAUGUUGUGUGUGUGCUCUCAUCUGUUCUCUGAGAAAUCAGUGGGAGGCCUUAACAAGAUGUCAGAGACUUUCCUUUUGCUAGCCACGCAGAGGUGUUCUGAGGAGGACCAAUCCCUGACUAAUCGCCUUCCGGGACAGCGUUUGAAAACUGACGUGAAUGCACACAGUCUGUACUCAUUGUGCAAAUCUGAUCAUGGCCUAAUGAAGAUCCUGCAGAACCAACACACUCUCAGCUUUUCUGUGAUGAAUAGAUUGCUUCCUAUUCGUUUGAACUGGGUUCUGUCUUUCUCAAGCUUCUCUUUCCUGGUGCUAACCACUCAACAUUAAGUCUCAGGUAUAUCAAGACAGAAAUAUCAAGACAGAAGAAGUGGAGCUAUGUUAGUGCCUUUCAAACCUUUCAACACUGGGUGUUUUCAACACUUCUGUUCAAAUGAACAGCCUGAAUUUGUUAUUUCAGCCAUACUGGGGGACACUGGUUAAAUUUUGUCAAACAUUGUGUGAAAGGUUGUUUUCAGGAAUUGAGAUGCUGUGAAUUUUUUUUUUUUUUUUUUUGGAAAACAAUGCCUUUUUCACUCCAUUUUUUAUUUUAUAAUAGGCAAAUGUCCCUUAAAUUAUCAUAUAUUGAAGAAAAUGGAGUAAAUUAUGAUUUGUGAGAAUGCAGUGAGCGUUGGGUGUUCAGGGUGAGGUUAUAUUGGUGGAUGGGUCCAAGCUGAUCAUCAGUGGCCUUGACUUCAAGCACAGUGGAAGACCAGUUCAGUUUUACAGGUAAUAAAGACAACAGAGAGCACUUAAUGUGUUGUGUCUGAGGAUCCAACCCUGGAUUUUACUUUCUUGCAUAUGUGGCAGACACUCAUCAGCAAGUUUCUCUAACUUGUAGAAUCAUAGUUUUGUUGAUUGUAGGCUUUAACACUGCACAGCCAACAAUAAAAGGGGUUGUUUUCCACCCUCA
Carassius auratus (goldfish) is the source of this 4128-nucleotide messenger RNA. Its product is annotated as aminopeptidase RNPEPL1-like. The record is from RefSeq and is a predicted model, not a curated record. Gene Ontology annotation, molecular function: metalloaminopeptidase activity; zinc ion binding. Gene Ontology annotation, biological process: proteolysis. Lineage: Eukaryota; Metazoa; Chordata; Actinopteri; Cypriniformes; Cyprinidae.